Messenger RNA from Schizosaccharomyces cryophilus OY26, 1852 nucleotides. Its product is annotated as C-14 sterol reductase Erg24. Gene Ontology annotation, cellular component: endoplasmic reticulum membrane. Gene Ontology annotation, biological process: ergosterol biosynthetic process. NCBI's taxonomy places the organism in Eukaryota, Fungi, Ascomycota, Schizosaccharomycetes, Schizosaccharomycetales, Schizosaccharomycetaceae. The transcript has a single exon. The record is from RefSeq and is a predicted model, not a curated record. The coding region runs from base 106 to 1392 and encodes 428 amino acids. Gene Ontology annotation, molecular function: Delta14-sterol reductase activity.
GUGAAUUUAAGAUCGAGUAUACGAAUUAUGGGCUGACUUUUUAGAACUCAAACCAAUUGACUAUAAAUGCAUAUUUAGUAAGCAUCGGGUAAAGCAAACGAAAUUAUGAACAAGAAAGCAGGAAACUUCAAGAAGGAACCAAAAGAAUUUGAAUACGAGUUUUUCGGACCCACUGGUGCCUUAGCCGUAUUUUUACUUACAACAGUGGUACUAUUUGGACUUUAUUUUGGUUGCAAUGAAAAUGGUUGCCCAGCAUAUCCUCAGAAGAUACUGUCUAUGAUUUAUGAUGCUAAGUUUAUUGAUGUGUAUUCGUUUCAGCUGUACUUGUGCUGGCUAGGGGCACUUAUCCUGGCGUGGCAUGUCUUGCCAGGAGAAUGGGUGAAAGGUACACCUAUUGAUGAAAAAGGAAGUCGUCUCGAUUACAAAAUGAACGGAUUUGCUACUGCUAGUCUAGUUUUGGGAGUCACUAGUGGAUUUAUUUAUAUGAAAGGACCUGAAUGCAUGGAGCUGAUUUGGAGUCGAUUUUUACCUCUGAUGACAUCUGCCUAUAUCGUUUCCAUUUUCCUUUCUAUAUACUGUUACAUUUCUAGUUUCAUCGGUCAAAAGCGCUUGGCCGAAGGUGGAAAUUCGGGAAAUAUAGUGUAUGACUGGUUUAUUGGGCGAUUGCUAAAUCCUCGGAUUGGAAAUUUUGAUAUAAAGGUUUUUUCUGAACUGAGACCGGGUUUAAUUUUGUGGGUUCUUUUAGACAUUGCAUUUGCAUGCAGGCAGUACGUUCUGCUGAAUGGAAGAAUCACCGAUAGCAUGGUUCUGGUAUUAGUUUUCCAUUCUUGGUACGUUCUAGAUUCUCUCUUUUAUGAAAAUGCUGUUCUGACUACUAUGGAUGUAACCACUGAUGGUUUGGGUUAUAUGCUUUGCUUAGGUAACUUGGCUUGGGUGCCUUUUACUUAUGGCCUCCAAGCCCGUUACUUAUCUUUUCAUCCAGUGGACCUUGGAAUUCCUUGUACAAUUGCCAUCAUCUUCCUUCAAUUGCUAGGUUAUUACAUUUUCCGAGGAACCAACAGUCAAAAGAAUAUGUUCCGUAAUAACCCUACCGACCCAAGCGUCAAAAACUUAAAGUAUAUGGAAACCAAACGUGGGACCAAGCUGCUUAUUGAUGGAUGGUAUGGAAAAUCCCGCCAUAUCAAUUAUUUCGGCGAUUGGUUGAUGGCCUGGGCUUGGUGUUUACCAGUAGGAUUUGGAUCCGCUAUUCCUUACUUUUACGUUGCUUACUUUGCGGUGCUAUUAAUACACAGGUAUGGAAGAGAUGAUCAUAAGUGCCAUCAGAAAUAUGGAGAGGAUUGGAAUAAAUAUUGCCAAAUAGUCAAGUAUCGCAUUAUCCCCUACGUCUAUUAAACCCGUUCUAAUCUAAUCUUAUACUAAUAAAUUUUCUGAAAAGAAUGUGCGAAGAUAUAUAAAUAGCAGGAAAGAAGGUAUUGCAGAGAAUGAAGCAAAUGAAAAUCUAUACGAUAGAAACAAUUACAAAACAGAAAAGAAAUAAAGUGAACAAAAAGUAGCAAAAAAGUCUUGUUCAUUUGGAAGAAAAAGGAACUUUUAUUUGGGCAAGUUUUGCUGAUAUUGAAAGAUUUAGGGAAUGCAGAUCCUUUGUUUACAUUUCACCUGCUGUGGAUCUGUAGAUCCUUCACUAUAUAUAAUUUUCCCUCUUCUCUGUACUUACCCUCUUUUUGUACCUUACCAUAAGUUGAGAGCUAUAGAAACACCUUAGAAAUUUAAAAGAUUCAAUAAACGAUCGACUAGUUGUUUCCUCUUUUUGUUUAUAAAUACUUUCUUCGCUUGCAUGAUUGCGAGUUUGAAU